Messenger RNA from Melospiza melodia melodia, 3125 nucleotides. It is a transcript of the gene SCRN2, whose product is annotated as secernin 2. The transcript has 9 exons. The coding region runs from base 150 to 1421 and encodes 423 amino acids. The record is from RefSeq and is a predicted model, not a curated record. Gene Ontology annotation, biological process: proteolysis. Lineage: Eukaryota; Metazoa; Chordata; Aves; Passeriformes; Passerellidae. Gene Ontology annotation, molecular function: dipeptidase activity; cysteine-type exopeptidase activity.
GCCCGGGCAGCGGCGGAGGAGGCGCGGAAGCAGCGGCAGGUUUCAGGGACCACGUCAGCCCCUCCGUGCCCACCCCAGAGGGACCCUGGGGACACAGCCGGGACAGGGGGCUGACGUCGCCCUCGGUGCCCGCCCUGACCCAGUUUAGGAUGGCGGGGCACGGCCCGGUGCCCUCGUCCUGCGACUGCUUCGUGGCCAUGCCCCCGCACACGGCGUUCCCCGCCGUCAUCUUCGCCAAGAACGCCGACCGGCCCCGGGACGAGGUGCAGGAGAUCGUCUAUGUCCCCGCCGCCACCCACCGGCCUGGGGACAAGGUCCAGUGCACGUACGUGCAGAUCGAGCAGGCCGAGCGCACCCACGCCGUGCUGCUGAGCCGCCCCGCCUGGCUCUGGGGCGCCGAGAUGGGCGCCAACGACUGCGGGGUCUGCGUGGGCAACGAGGGCGUGUGGACCCGCGAGCCGCUGGGCGAGGCCGAGGCGCUGCUGGGCAUGGACCUGGUCAGGCUGGGUCUGGAGCGGGGCAGCUCGGCCCGGGAGGCCCUGGAGGUGAUGACGGCGCUGCUGGAGCGCCACGGGCAGGGCGGGAGCUGCAAGGAGCAGCCGGAGCCCUUCGUGUACCACAACACCUUCCUGCUGGCCGACCGCAACGAGGCCUGGCUGCUGGAGACCGCCGGGCGCUACUGGGCGGCGCAGCGGAUCCGCGAGGGCAGCCGCAACAUCUCCAACCAGCUGAGCAUCGGCAGCGAGAUCACGGCGGAGCACCCGGGGCUGCGGGAGCGGGCGCGCAGCCAGGGCUGGUGGAGCGGGCACGGCGAGUUCAGCUUCGCCCGGGCCUUCUCCCUGGAGAAGGAGCCGCCGCGCAUGGAGGCUGCCAGGGCUCGGCUGAGAGCGGGGACGGAGCUGCUACAGCGGCACGCAGGUCACAUCACGGAGGAGACGCUGAUGUCCAUCCUGCGGGACAAGGCCGGCGGGAUCUGCGUGGACAGCGCGGGGUUCCGCACGGCGGGCAGCAUGGUGUCCGUGCUGCCCCGCGACCCCGCGCUGCCCUGCGUGCACUUCCUCACGGGCACGCCGGACCCGUCGCGGUCCGUGUUCAAGCCCUUCGUGUUCGUGGCCGGCGUCCGGGCGGCGCCGCAGGUGCGCUCGCCGAGCUUCCCGCAGGACCCCGCCCGGCAGAUCCCGCGGUUCCGCAGCUCCGUGGAUCGGCGGCACGAGCUGUACCGGCGGCACCAGGCGGCGCUGGAGCUCAUGGAGCGCGACCCGGAGCGGGGCCAGCGGCUGCUGGGCACGCUGCAGGAGCUGGAGCAGCAGGGCCUGCAGGGCAUGCGGGAGCUGCUGCAGGGCACCGUCAGCCCCAGCCCUGGGGAGCUGGCCGACCUCUUCCUGGACUGCGUGGAGGCCGAGAUGAAGUUCUACAGCUGAACCCCACAGGCUCAGCGCCCGCCGCAGCCGCGCCCGCCCCGCCAGCUCCCGGCGCAGAUCCCCCAGGAAACCUGCCCGGAGGGACGGCAGCUCCAGCAGAGCCGGCACUGCCAGCCCCGGCGCCGUGCCGCGUGUCCCCGCCGCCCCCGGGCACCUCUGUCCACCGUGAAGGGAGCCCUGAGCGCCGCCAGCAGCUCCUCGUCCUCAUCCUCCUCAUCCUCGCUGCUGCAGGAGCCUCCUCCUCCCUCCUCCUCCUCCUCCUCCUCGGCCGUGCUUGCCCGGACGGGCUGGGAGUCCAGCUGCAGGAGCCGGGGCAGCGCUGCCAGCACCCCGUCCCUGUGGGGAAAUGGGAGGAAAAACCAAAUUUCCUGCAGCUGUGGGACUGGGAGUGGGGGUCCCGUCCUGCCUCGGCCCCCCAGAGCUGACGGGGGAGAGGAGAGAUUCAAAUCCCUGGGGUUUGGAGAGGAGAGAGUCAAAUCCCUGGGGUUUGGAGAGGAGAGAGUCAAAUCCUUGGGGUGUGAGCAGGGAUUCACAUCCCUGGGCUUUGCAGAACAGGGAUUCAGAUCCCUGGGGUUUGGAGAGGAGAGAGUCAAGUCCUUGGAGUGUGGAAAGAUUCAGAUCCUUGGGGUUUGGAGAGCAGGGAUUCAAUCGCUGGGGUUUGAGCAGGGAUUCAAUCCCUGGGCUUUGGAGAGCAGGGAUUCAAUCCCUGGGGUUUGGAGAGCAGGGAUUCAAUCCCUGGGCUUUGGAGGGCCACGCUGUGUUUGAUAUUCCAUGGAGUGGUUUGGGAGGGAAGGGACCUUAAAUCCCCUCCAGUUCCAUCCAGUGACACACAUCCCACUUCCCAAACCGUCCCGGGGCACUGCCAGGGACCCAGGGGCACCCACAGCUCCUCUGGGAAUCCCAUCCCACCCAGGGAUUCCUUCCACAGAUCCCCUCUGGCAAUGCGAACCCAUUCCCCUUCUGUCCAGAAUCCCUUUCCCAGCCCUCCAGCAGGUACUGAAAGGCCACAACCAGGUCGCCCCGAGGCUCUCCCAGGGUUUUGGGGGGCUGUUUUUCCCCUCGUGCCCCACCUGUACCCCUCCUGCUGGGUGCACUGGUUCCCUGCCAGGUCCAGGAUGCGCAGGCUGCGGGGCAGCUCCUCUGCCAGGAGAGAGCAGGGGAAGCAGAGCUGGGAGCCAAAAUCCCUGCUCCCCAAAUCCCCCCAGCUCCCCUCAAUCCUGAGACAGCCCCAGGAUGGAGGGAAAGCACAAGAAAGAGCAGGGAAAGCAGGGGGGGCAGAGCUGGGAGCCAAAAUCCCUGCUCCCCAAAUCCCCCCCAGAGCUCCCCUCACUCCUGAGGCAGCCCCCAGAGCCAGGGAAACUGAGGCAGGAGGGCGGGAGUGGGAGGGUCCCUGCGCCCACCUGUGUGCAGCACCUGGAUCAGGUUGUGGGACAGGUCCAGGAGGCUGAGCUGGAGCAGCCCCUGCAGGUUCUGCACCCUCUGGAUGCGGUUCCCGGCCAGGCACAGGAACCUGCGGGGCUCAGGAGGGUGGGCAGGGGGUGUCACAGCCCCCCGGGAGGGGCAGGGGGUGUCACAGCCCCGCGGGGACACCUGGCCCCCCCUGCCCCAGCCCUCCUGCUGUACCUCAGGUUGGGAAAGCACUCCAGGUUCUCCAGCUUCUCAAUUUGGUUCUGGAAAAUAAAAUAGAGGGGGAAAAAAAAACAC